Molecule: messenger RNA, 924 nt
Organism: Molossus molossus (Pallas's mastiff bat)
Lineage: Eukaryota; Metazoa; Chordata; Mammalia; Chiroptera; Molossidae
Gene: TMEM200B
Product: transmembrane protein 200B
Exons: 1
Coding region: 1-924 (307 amino acids)
Source: RefSeq, a predicted model, not a curated record
AUGACGGCUGGGAGUCCCGGAGACUGCGUGGAGGUUCGGAGGAGCCCCGAGGGCCGGGUCUCUCGCCUGGGCCGCCGCCUGGGCCGCCGCCGGCGCCCGCGCUCCCCUCCCGAGCCUCUGCGGGUGCGGGCGCGGCUGCGGCUGCGCUCGCCGUCGGGGGCGUUCGCGGCGCUGGGGGCGCUCGUGGUAUUGGUGGGCAUGGGCAUCGCAGUGGCUGGCUACUGGCCGCACCGCGCGGGGGCCUCAGGGCCCCGGGCUGCCAAUGCCAGCGCGCCCCCAGUGAGCGAGCUGCGGCGCGAGGGUCGCGGUGCCGGCCGGGCUCACGGCCCGCACGAGAGGAUGCGGCUCCUUGGGCCCGUGGUCAUGGGCGUCGGCCUGUUCGUGUUCAUCUGCGCCAACACGCUGCUCUAUGAGAACCGAGACUUGGAGACGAGAAGGCUUCGCCAGGGGGUGCUGCGGGCUCAGGCGCUCCGGCCCCCCGACGGCCCCAGCUGGGACUGCGCUCUCCUCCCCAGCCCCGGCCCCAGGACUCCCCGAGCCAUAGGCUGUGUGGAACCAGAAGGUUGGGACUUGUCUCUGCACCGGGGUACUUCACCCGUCCCGUCAGUGCGGAGUCUGCGUUCAGAACCUGCUAAUCCUCGUUUAGGGUUACCUGCCCUGCUCAACAGUUACCCGCUGAAGGGCCCGGGGCUGCCCCCACCUUGGGGUCCACGGACUCAGACUGGCCACGUGAUUAUCACUGUGCAGCCCUCUGGUUCCUGCAUUGAACACUCCAAGUCUCUGGAUCUGGGCCUUGGAGAGCUCCUGCUUGGGGCACCAGCACCUCGGGACUGUGCUCACCGAAGCUGGCCACGGCUGGACCGCCUCAGUCUGGAGGGUUAUGCCAAGUUGGGGGGAGGAGGGGACUUGGGGGCUCAGGUUUGA